GUUUGCGAUAUUAGCAAAUUCCAGGGUUGUGUUGAUGUAUGUUUCAAGUUUUCAGCGUACUACCUAGGAUUUAGGAUUAAUUGAAAUACUGAUAAACGUUUAACUUUUAUAUCCAACAUGUGGCUACCGUAGUAAUAACCAUAAAAAGGUUUAAUAACCAUGGCUGAUGAUAUUGAAUAUUUUAUACAGCAACAGAAACAAAAGCUAGCAGCAGAGAGGAGGUCUCUGGGACAGGAGCCUGACCGUGAUGACCCAAAUACCUCUCGAAGAACUUGGGACAGGACACCAAAGAGUAAUUUAGAUGAACAAAUAUUGCAGCAUGGCAGGAGAGGUCCACAGGACAGGCAAACAGAGGAUGUUGAAGGGGGUACACUGCCUCUUGGACAAUAUGAAGAAAAGAAAAGAAGAUUACAGGAAGAAAGGAAGAGAGAAACCCAAGAAAUAAUGGACAAGGGCAAAGUGAAUGGUUUCCAUGUGGAUCAAAACCGCAAGGAAAAUAUCCCCCCUCCAAGGCCACAGAGUCCAGAAGAGACAGGGCUUAUUGGUCAGCUGGGCAGUUAUGAUCAAAAGAGAAAGAAACUGGAGGAAGAGAGGAAGAAGGAGUAUAACAAAAUGCUCUCUGAGCAAGAGUUGCGGCGGACUGGUCGUCAUCCUCAACCACAAGACAAUGAAGAAGUUGGGUUGCCUGCAAUGAAUAGAAAGAUGUCAGCUGAGGCUAGAGCUGAUUUUGCAAAGAGAAGAGCAAGGAAUGAGGAGUACAGGCAGUUCUUAGAACAAGAAGAGCAAAAACGAAGACACAGAUAUGACAGCCACAAGCCUGCGGAUGCAAUCAACCGGAGUCCACCACCCAAAGAGAGAACAGUUACUUUUGAGGACACAUAUGACAGAGAUCUGAGGAGGGAUGAUGAUUAUGACAGACGGAGAGACAGAUAUGAUGACAGAAAUGAGGUCAAUCAUAGACGUGCACCUAAAGAAACUGACUAUGGCAUGACUUUGCCUGGAAUCAGAGAUAAGCACUCUGCAGAGCAAAGAAAAAUGGCAGAAAGGAAUAGAGAAUAUAAUGAUUUUCUACAACAGAAAUCAGAAAGAGACAACAGGAGGAGAGAGGAUCAAAGAAUACGCACAAGAAGCAGGAGUGACUUUUUGUCAGAUGAUGAGGAUGCAUUUGAAAGAGGUCGUAAUAAACCACCUCGUAGAGGUUGGGGCACACCUACGUAUGAGGAAAUACUAGAACAGAAAAGGAGAGAAGAGAGUCGCUACAGGCGCUAUGAUGAUCCAGAGUAUUCCAGAACCCCAACAGGCAUGAGGCUUGGAGAUGAUAACUACAGGAGGUCUGCCAUAUCAGAUGGUUAUCUAAAUGAUGACAGACGACUGAAUGCCAUAGACAGGCAAUAUGAUGCCAAGAGAGUUCAGUUCAAAGAAGAGUCCAAGUGGCCCAGUCUUCUGGAUGAAGUCUACUGGACCUCACCUUUGAGGAACCCAGCUAGGGAUCCCCUACAAGAAUGGCUUUCAAGGAUAAGACAAAGGAGUCCAUCUCCAAUUCAUGAGGAUGACAGAGGGCGAGGCCCCAGGGAGCCAGACCCCAGUCCCAGGAGAACACAUCCUGACCCAGAGCCUCCUGCAAGGCAAGGCAGGAGAGGCUACCAGCCCCCACAGGAAGAUGAUAGCAGGCAGGUUGGGGCUACUCUCUUAGUGGGCCAUGAAAAUUCUGAAAGUGCAAAGAGAAGGAAACAAGAGGAAUACCGCAAAGAAUUGGAAUUACAAAUGAAGGGAGACAAGGAAGCUAAGCAGAGGGAAAAGGAAAGGGAAAAGGCCAAUGACAUGAGAAUCAAUGUCUCAGGGGCACAAGAUCCAGAGAAGAGACCUGAUAGACUGAGAGAAUUACCUCCAGCAGAGCAGAGGGGUCCCCCAAGACAGUAUCAGAGUGUGCCAGUACAGCCAUAUCACCCUGUGACUGAAGACUUAAGUCCCAGAUCCCAAGCAUUCCAGAAGUACCAGGCCCAGCUGUUCAGUGAGCCUCCCUCCAGACCAGCUCCCAGUAUAUUAGACAGAGGCUGGGGAGGGGACCUGUAUGGUAGACCACUGGAACCUGGCCUUGGGCUGCUCAGCCGACAGCCAGGAGACUAUCUAGGAGCUGCUGGUCAGCCCCAGCUUAGCCCAUACAACAGCCCACUGGAUGAGGCUUAUUAUUAUUAUGCCAAUAAAAACCCACUAGAUGUUGACUCUGGAAUUGGUGGUAUAGCUGGUCCCUCAGGUGUGGGCCGUCCGUCUAACUUUCCACAAUACCCACAGCAAACACAGCAGCAGCCACCACAGCAGCCUCAGCAGGGUUAUGCCAACAGAGACAGGAAUCCUCCCCCACAAGAAGGGGGCUUCAUUAUAGGAAAUGAUCGCAGUAAAUCCAGAGCUGAUAAACAGUCCUAUAAUGAAGAACUUAGGUUGCAGAUGGAAGAGAAGCAGAGACAAAAACAGUUAGCUAAAGAGGAGCAGGAGAAGUAUGACCUUAAGAAACAGGCAGAAAUAGAGAACUAUGAUCCAUUUGGUAAAGGAGGCGGUGGUGCACCACUGAGAGACAGGCAGGGAAAUCUUGUUGCUGACUUGAAGAGAAUGCACAUAACAAACAAAGAAGGAGAAGAGGAUCCCACGCGCCGCCUGGUACCUGACCGCACUCCUGCACCACCUCCAGUAGUGAACUUUGCUGCAGACUCACCAUAUGGCUUCCAUGACCAGGGACCACCUGGUGGGGGGGUCCAGGGGAACUAUCCUGGAUUGUCUCCCAGAGAGGGACAUGGCAGGGGGCAAAGUGACAUCUUUGGACCAACUGAUAAUACGCCCAAAUCUCAGAAAGAUUUGUAUCAAGAAGAACUUAAAAAGCAGAUUGAAGAAAAGAGGAAGCGUGAGGAAGAAGAGAAAGCUAAAAUCAAAGCAGAAGAGGAGAAGCAAAUGAGGAAGAUAGAAGAGGAUAGGUUGAAGAUACAGGCAGAGUUUGAAGCUGAACAAAAGAAGCAAAGAGAAAAGGAGGAAGAGACGCAAAGGAAAAAUGAAAUGUUGAAGAAGCAGGCAGAGGAGAAGAGGCUGGAAGCUGAGGCAAGGAGGAAAGAAUUAGAAGAAAAAAGGCAACAAGAAAUCAGAGAAAGGCAAGAGCAAGAGCGCUUAGAGAGGCAAAGGCAAGCUAUGGAACAAAGAGGGAGUUCUCCACCAGUGCCAGCAAUUGUAGCGGCAAGAUCUGGCAGCACUGCUCAGACGCCUGCAAGAGACGUGCGCUCUCCACCCAUUCCUGCACUGCGUAGUAACACAGAGGAUGUGACACCUAGUGGGCGGACAUCUCCCCCAGUGCCAGCACGUGAUACAGAGAUCAGAUCUCAGAGUGCUGAUGUUUUGCGACAACUAGCAGCAAUGAGACAGCAGUUGCACAGUGAGAGAAAGAAAGUUGAAAAUGCUUUAGAACAACAAAAGUAUGAAGUUGAUGUCUCUGACCCAAGAGUGGCACAGCGCCAAAGACCACCACAGAGAGAUCCUGUGGAUGUAUUUGAUCCAAGAAGACCAGUGUCUGUGAAAAGAAAUAGAACAGCAGAUAGUGUUGCACAAGGGAAAGAACUGAACGAAUUCAAUGAUCUCAAGUACAAAAAGGAUACAGAAUCUCGUCAGAAGUUUCGCAGUGAGUACCCGGGGGUUCCUGUCUCUGAUACGGCACUAGAGGUUCAGCAACAAGCUCUGCUGGAUGAACAAGAAAAUAGACUAGCAGAGCUAAGAGCAAAUAAUUAUUCUGCUAAGCCUGGCCCCUCCAAGCAGCGUGAUCUCAGCAUGAUCAGAGAGGACUCGAUGCUGGACUCCAACACUGCUUUCAUAGGUGAUGGGAAUGCCAAGGAUGCUUCACGCUCUUCAAGUCGCACAAGUGCAGCAUUACUGGACUCUGAGAGUGCUUUUAUAGGUGUGGAUGACAAUGGAGUCUUCCCUGAUGACUUAGAUGACCUUGAGCCAGCGCGAAGAAAUGAAUCUGCAAGAUCAAGGCGUAGGCAGCGCCAGCAAUCACCCAGGCGCCAACCUGAUAACUUAUCCAUUGGAUCACAACUUAGUCUCGAUGCAGAUAAGAUUACCAAGAAAAAUCAGGAACGUCUUAGAAAACUUAGGAGUAUACAAGGUGAUGAUAUCUCUAUGAUGGAUCCGGAUGAUGUGCUGAAUAACUUCAUGGCCAGACAAGACCAUCAGAGGCCUGCUUCAGGGAAUACGCUCCAGGACGACUCCUGGCUCAGACCAGGCACCAGGGACUCUGCUGGAACCCACUACUAAACAGCAGCAUCACCCCACAAUACCAGACUCUAGGCCACAAUGUCAAGAUACCAGUCUAUAGGCCACAGUGUCAUGAUACCAGUCUCUAGGCCACAGUGUCAUGAUACCAGUCUCUAGGCCACAGUGUCAUGAUACCAGACUCUAGGCCACAAUGUCGAUACCAGACUCUAGGCCACAAUGUCAUGAUACCAGACUCUAGACCACAAUGUCAAGAUACCAGUCUAUAGGCCACAGUGUCAUGAUACCGGACUCUAGGCCACAAUGUCAUGAUACCAUACUCUAGGCCACAGUGUCAUGAUACCAGUCUCUGGGUCACUAUUGAAUAUCAGACUGUACAGUGUAGAUUGCAAUGUUAUCAUACACCAGAUUCUAGAGCAAACUUUGAAAAUAGACUGUACAAUGUGGAUCAAAAUGUUAUGUUAGCUUUUAGUUCAAAAUAUUUCAUAUAAGUCUGACCAUUAAAUUAAUACUGCAGGUCAUAACACGAUACCAUACCUUUGGUCAAAAAUAAUGCCAGGUUCUAGACCACAGUUAAUGCCAGAUUCAACAUUGUAAUACCUGGCUCUAGGUCACAGUUUGAUGCCAGACUCAUGAUCUAAUACCAGACUCCCGAUAACAAUCCAAUAUCUGGCUCUAGGUAACACUUCUAUAUACAAUUUUAUCUUGAUCAUCAUAAGACUAGGUGACAUUACACCCAGACUGUAAAAAACAAUAUGCACAAACUCUGGAUAGUAUAACACCAGAUUGCAGGUCAAUGGACUGCAGCUAUUUUUUCCAUUGAGAGCAGUCAACAACCUCUUCAUUCAGGUCAGAAUGUUCUUUUUACAGAUUGCUUAGAAGAUAAAUGAUAGCUUGUGUCAUUGAACUCUCUGCGGCAAUAACAAUUUGCGUGAUGUGCAUGACUGAGAUCACAUAUCUCCAGGUGCUGCCAUUUAUAAUACAUAGAAAAAAUGCUAGACAAAGCAUCAGACAAAGGUAAAUGAGAUUUAGAUGUGCCUCGAGAGCAGAUAGGUCAAUGACCUGAGAGGGUAAUAACUGCCUCUGACCUCCCCAUGCCAAGGCUGUCAUGUACUAGUUAUGUACAGUGCCUAGCUGGGUGUAUACAGGUAUUACUGAACGUAGAUUAAAUCAAAUAGCAGUGCACCCCUGAGUUAUCCUGUGUUUCAAAGUAAAGUAAAAUGCAAUUGUCUGUGGAUUUGUCUGUCAUAGGUGCAAACUAAGAAAUAACAGUCUUGAAAAAUAUCUCGGCAUUCUUGGUACUUAUUUCAAAAAUUAAAAUUUUUGAAUCCCAGUGCAGGGUCUUAUGUAUUUGAGAAGCUGGCCUAGAGGAACUUGAUGUUAAAUUUAUUUGAUGAACUGAGAAAUAGCCUGGUCUAACUGGUGCAACUCAGCAUUUCAGAGUAUCAGCAGAAAUGUAAAUAUUUAGUUUAUUGCUAUUGCAAAAACAGCCCUAGUUUCAUAUUCCAAGGCAAUGAGAAGCAGGCCAGGUUCUUCACAUCUCUAAUUUCCAAGUAUGCCUGCUGAUAGGGGAUAAGUUUGGCUUUUAUGUGAGGAGAGCUGGCAAACCAAACUGAAACUCAGGGUUGUAAUUAUAAUUAGCAACUAUACAGCAGACGUGGCAGAUGAAAGCAGAUUAUUCAAGUAGAGGUGCUGGGAAAUAACUAAUUUAUAUAUUUCUGUAUUUACAUAAAAUGUGAUAUUUAUUUUUCUUCCUUUUUUCACAUCUGUAUAUGUCAGCCUAUUUACAUGCUUCAGUCAUGCAGAUCUUAAGGUAGUUUCAUUAAAACUUUUUUGUAGAAGCAUUUUUGUACUUAUGGUUACCACUUACUUUUAUCAGAAGAUUCAUGUGUUAUGUAAAAUUUUUGUUUGUAUAUUUAUAUUUUUCUUUGUUUGUGUUUGGUUAUUUGUAUAUUUCUUCCCACUGAUAAAUGUUAAUUAAAAAAAAUGUACAUUGACUGUAUCACAUUUCUUAAAGUCUCUCCUUUGAGAAAUAUCUAGUUAUAUUUUUGAUGUUUGUUGUAUGUGCAUGUAAAUAUAGGUAUAAACAUUUUAAUUUUGCCCAUGAGUAUGAUUGAUAUUCAGAAAAUACUUAGCAAAUAAUCAGCAAGGACACCACAUAAAUCCAGUCUUGAUUAAUGUUUUGGCUUUAGUUAGAAAUGCACCAAACGAAUCUGCAAGAAGCAGCAUUAGAAAAAAUACAGAUAAACAAGGUCCUUCCAGGGAAAGUAAGAUCUUUCAGUCCAAAUGCUACAGUUACAGAUAAGAUAAUGAAUAAUUAUGAAUAUAAAUGUUUGAAAGGUUAAAUUAAA
Molecule: messenger RNA, 6599 nt
Organism: Lingula anatina
Lineage: Eukaryota; Metazoa; Brachiopoda; Lingulata; Lingulida; Lingulidae
Product: centrosome and spindle pole-associated protein 1
Biological process (GO): positive regulation of cytokinesis
Cellular component (GO): spindle pole; centrosome; microtubule
Source: RefSeq, a predicted model, not a curated record